AUGUCCGCCUCACAGCUCACCCCCAGAGCCAAUCCAGUCCCGCUUCCCGAAAAGUUGCUCCCAACGCCGCCAUCACCCUCUUCUCCCUCUUCUUCUGACGUCCCCACCUGCACCUCCCCUGCGUCACUUCUCACAGCCAACACGCUCAAAGCUCUUCCGGCUCACCCUACUUUCAAUCGCAGCUGCACCGAACCCGACUGCAUCCGUGGCGUGCCAGCCACACAUUCCGCAUCGCCAGCAUAUCCUCCGCGCUCCAAAUCGACAGGAAAUACGGCUUCCUUUCUCAAUUUCGAUUCCUCUUCAUCACACCAGCCAUCUUUCACUCUCCAAAAAGCGCAACAAGGACUCGCCAUUCGUGCUUCUGUCAGUCCCGAGUCGUCGCCGCCUCAAACUUUCUACUCGCCCCGAAUGGCGCCAGAGUCACCACGCACCACGCACAAGCCUGCACAGUCCAAGUCCGUAGCAUCCAUACCCGUUUCAAACUCGAUUUGCACGCCAGCACGCCCAUCGCUUUCAGCCCAUCACGACAGCAACGCAUCGGCCGCACCGCCUCGCCACAGCUCCGCUGAAAACGCGCCUUCCUUCGAUCCUUCCGCUUUCCCAGUCAUGGGCGCCCAGCAUGAUUGUAACUAUCAGUCUUCGCCUGCCAGUCAGAGGCUAAGCUCGCAGCACACCCACUUCUCCUCGGAUGAUUCGGUACGCAACUCGUCGUCAACGCACACCUCGGUCUGGACCGACCGCAGCUUGACCAGCUGCGCCACCAGCCCUGCUUGCACACCGUACAAUCUCAAAUCGCACGUGCGUGGCAAACCAGCAGGUGCAGGCGACACCGCCGACGAGCUCGACGAGAGCUCCGUCGGUCUCGGCAUCACUUCCGAUCUCGAGCACGGCAUGUCAAGUCGAAGAUCGAGUGCUGCUCUUGUCCUGCCUUCCACUAUGCUUCCUGCUAGCGCCAGGGCUCUGCAAGGCCCCUUUUCACAUCACCGCGCUCCUUCCUGGACUCGACGCGUAGAUGUGUCCCCGCUCGCGGGUCUUCAUUCGCACUCGAGUGGAUAUGCAGAUGGUCAUGCUUCACCGUUUCAGGACAAAAUGCGAGCCUUUGCACUCAACUCCGGCCUUGGCAUGCAGCGGGCAUUGAGCGACGUCAUGCCCGUCUCGUCGGCGAGCGAGGACAUCGCUGCUGCUGUCGCAUCCGCAUCGUCUUCAGCAAUCGUUAAUCCCACCAUCCCGCUUCGACGUGAUUCGCGUGCCCGUUGCUCAUCAGACUUGUCCAACUAUCGAUCAGCAGCAUCCGCCUCUCCACUCUCCACUUCAUCUCCUACCUCCAACUCGGGUCGCUUCACCCCUGCAGUUCCUUCAACUUGGAGCGGUCUUGGUGGCGGUCACCUCGACCUCUUGCAGAGUCCGCCGCGCAACAGCUCGUUGCGAGCACCGUCCUACCUCACCAAAGGGAGCUCGCCACCAACUCCGCCGGCCAGUGCUUCUCAGAGGCCUCCUUGCCCGACAUUGGACCGGAUCACGACCAUCAAUGACCUCAGCAACUCCAUCUUUGCUGUCCAAGAGGCACCCGAGGCAGUCUCAGAUCCAAAUUCACCCACAGGCUCCGUAACAGAACCAUCCUUGCGCACAUCCUCGGCUGCGUCUUCUCGCAGACGCAGAGUAUCGGAUGUCUCCAUCAACAGCUUCCUGCAGAAUGGCGAGUUCAGUCACAUCGUCGGAGCCUACACAAGCAAGAUGCGUUGGGAGGAAGGUCUCUACGACUUUGACGAGAAUGCCGAGAUGGACGGCGACGAAUCCAGGGCGGUAGCCACCGCUGAGGAUGGUAGCGCUACCAUUGUCCAGGGUCGCGAUCUUACACUUGAGCAGAUUCAGACAGAGACUGGUCCCAACACUACUCACCUCUUGCUCAGCGGCAACCAGUCAGAAGGACUCGUCCAAGUGCUCGAACGCGUCUUGCCCCUCACCACCAAUUUGCUCGUUCUCGACCUGUCCAACUGCCAUCUGCAACGCCUUCCUGAUGCCAUAGGCGCUUGCAUUGCCCUCGAAGAGCUCGACAUUUCGCGCAACCCAGUCGGCUGCUUGCCUGACUGGAUCCUAAACCUUCGCGCGCUGCGAACCAUGUCGGCCGAUUGUAUCGGACUACACCACCUGCCCUCGAGCCUUAUCCAGCUACAGGAGCUUCAGCGUCUGAGCCUCCGCCACAAUCAGCUUGUGUUUUUGCCUAGCUGGCUUCACCGUAUGUCGAAGCUCAACAAUCUCUUCGUUGAGGGAAAUUGCUUUGGUGGGCCAUGGCAGGAUAUCGUUGCGCCGCUGCUCUCGCAAUUCCAGCGGCCUCUCGCAGCUCCUUGGCAGCCUGCACCUUCGCAGCAGCUUGGUGAUGCUUCCGAGGUGCCAGUCCGGUCCAGCAGCGCUACUCAUGUUGGCUUGCACCAAGCGCCCGAACGUCCCUUCAUGGCUCGAAUGCGAAGCGCAAACGAUCUGCAGAGCAUGCUAAGCGGUCCCUUUGGAGCCCGAACUCCGCCCGCGUCGGCACGUGACUCCCACAACGAUGACAGCGGAUACUUUAGCCCCCGUGAUGCACACGCACGCCCCGCCACUGGAUACGAAGACCACCUCACCGAACUACCAGGCGCAGAUGGAGCGGAUCCGCACGUUGCUGGAAGCGGCAAGUGGGGCGGAUUUCUCAAAAAAAUUGGACGCAAGGCUUCUAAUCAAAGGCUUAGUGCUGGUUAUCACGACCAAACGACGAGCCCUAAUGAGAGUCGAUUCUCUUCGCCCAAGGCGUCGCGCAAAUCUCUUCGUUCAUCUACGGGCCCUUCAAGGUCCAACUCCAUCUCGAAGAACAGUCCAACUCCCGUUAUAUCUCCGUCGCAAUCCGAAAAUAUCUGCCCCCCCAUUUCCAUCGCCUCUCGCAACCUCGCCGCUGCCGUUGGCCAGGAUAGUGGCAGUCAAUUGGCUCCUAUGACACCACUCGGUCCGCCAUCCGAGCCUUUGAUGCUGUCGAGGCCAGCAACUUUCUUGCAGCCCUCCUUGUCGUCAGCAGAAGCGAAGAAGGCGCGACGACGCAGCUUCUUGCCUGUGCUCGCCAACGCUGCUGUUGCGUCUCCUCACGCAGCUGCCCCUUCUCAAGAGGAGAUGGACGAGGAAAGCCUCGCCAGGCACAGCAAUCGACUGCGUGCGCUCAUGCACUACCUUCGCGACUUGGACGAUCUCACCGCCGCGCGCACCGAAGCAACCUCGUUUGUUGGUCCCAGCAAGAGCGCGCUUGUGCACCUUCGAGACGUCAGCGGUCACUCGCGCUCAACGAGCAUGCAUCGAGCCGAGUCAAGCAAUCCCUCGACCAAGUCGCGAGACUCGGGUGGAGAGUACGUUGCCAGCACAGCCGCCAGCUCCAUCUCUGAAGGUGCCUCGUCCGAGCCAGCACGUCUGAGCACGGCGCAGUGCAGCAAAGACGACUCGGUCAGGCGAUUCCGUAUCAUUGCCGAGAUUGUGUCGACGGAGCGUACCUAUGUCAAAGGGUUGAGCGAGCUGGUCGACAUCUACGUUAAGCCGGCUAUGGCGCCUGCGGAUGGCAACAGUGGAGUCGCUGUGAUUCCACCCAGCGAACAUCGCGCUGUCUUUGGAAACGUCGAAGCGCUACUGCAAUUCCACCGCACUGUGUUUCUCCCGUCGCUGGUAGCUAUGGCGGGUCCAGUGCUAGAGCACGACCAGGAUGCGCCAGCAGAUAUGGCUCCCGAAGAGACAGCGGCCGUAGCCGAAAAGGUGGCCUCCGUCUUUUCAACCCAUGCUGCCUUCUUCAAGAUGUACUCGAGCUACAUCAACAAUUGCGACUCUGCGCAGAAUCGCAUCAACGCAUGGACGGCUCCUCCUGCUUCUGGCACCAGCGGCAGUCUUUCGCUGCGUGGGGCACCUGGCUACAGCACUCUUCACUCAUUCGGCGCCAGCUCUGCGCCUCAAGGCACAGCAGCAGCCAUGUAUGCCAGUGGCUCCAACAACGGUGCGAUGAGCACAAACGCAGGAUCCGGCAUUUUCGGUGCAGAUGGUGGCUUGUCGCCGUCGCAGCGCAAGAAGGUACGAACCUUUAUGAAGCGCUGCCGCACGCAUCCUCGUCACGCGCAGCUCAACGUUGAAAGCUAUCUACUGUUGCCAGUGCAGCGAAUCCCGAGAUACCGCCUGUUAUUGGAAGAUCUGGUGAAGAGCACCGACCCAAGUCGACUAGCUGACGGCGAUGCGCUAGCAACGGCGCUGGAGCAUGUAACGCAGAUCGCGUCCAAGGUCAACGAGAGCAAGCGUCAGUCCGAGCAAGAUCGACGACUGCUGGCAUGGCAAUAUCGUAUCCGCGGACCCAUCGAUGGACCUCUGGUUCAGCCCCAUCGUCGACUGCUCAAAGACGGAACUUUGCAGCUCAAGCGUGUGGUACGUCGCAUCCCCGGAUUCGUACGCUCUGACAGGAGCGUGUCGGUGGGCACCGCCGAGCAGCGGCAAAGUCAGAGUCACGUGCUUUCGGCGGACCAUCUGCAGCAGGUGACUGAAGACCAAAGCAUGUCUCUCAUCCUGUGCAGCGAUGUUGCGGUGUUAUGCGCCGAGCAGACAAGGAGCAAGGAUGGCAAUGCACCUGUGUUGCUUCGCUCGAUGCUCAAGCUCACGCGACCAGCCGAGAUCCUGGGUGGGUUGAACCUGCGCAUUGUGGAUCGCGCCGAGAUCCUGUAUCUUGCCGCAUCAUCGCCGGAAGAGGCUGUUGCGUGGAAGACGGCUUUCGACCUUCAUUUCUACCAAUGA
This is a messenger RNA of Mycosarcoma maydis (corn smut), 4779 nucleotides long. RefSeq lists its product as uncharacterized. The record is from RefSeq and is a predicted model, not a curated record. NCBI's taxonomy places the organism in Eukaryota, Fungi, Basidiomycota, Ustilaginomycetes, Ustilaginales. The transcript has a single exon. Gene Ontology annotation, molecular function: protein binding; guanyl-nucleotide exchange factor activity. Bases 1 to 4779 code for a protein of 1592 amino acids.